AUGAUGGCAAUGGGAAAGGCACGUUACCGGACGAGGCUUUGCCUGUCCCCGAUCAAGAAGGAGCGCCUGGACCUCCCAUUUUUGUAUGCGCUGUUCCGCACAUACUUUGUGCGCCACCGCUGUCACACUUGCGCCCAACUCUACGAAGUGCUCCUACCUCUGCUGGAAGCUGAAGAUGGCCAGGGCGCAUGGCCAACUACUCCGCAGCGAGCGGGCACAUGCUAUGCAAAGUGCAUCUUCCUGACCCUGCGUGUUUUGCUUCGACACCUCGGGCUCGAACGUGAUGCGGUGAAGAAGUGGAUGCUUAACUUCCGCAUCUUCUACCUGGAGAAGAUGGUGGCGGACUUGCAGCAGUCCUGCCACAAGCUUACCAUCAGCGACCGCAUCAUCUUGACGGUGGCCUUGAAGCAGGUGGCUCGGCGCUGCGUGCGCGAGGCCUACGCGGCCACGGCGCGAGGCCGUGUCCACGUCUGCCUACAGAAGAUCUGGUUGGCCGCACCUCCCAUGCCAUGGCUCGGCUUCUUUGCCGCCAAGCUGGAGACAAAGGACCCACCGAUGGAGUUCCCAAAGGCCUCUGGCUGCUUUCAAGGCUUUGAGCUCCUGGCAGCCAGUGCCACGAUCCCUCCAGAAGUGCAGAACGCCUUUGCGGGCCCGUCAGCCACGAAGUCCACGAACCCGCACGUGGACCUCACUGGUAUUGCCUCUGCAAGUGCCUCCGGACCAAGUCUGGAUGCCGUGCUGCAAGCUGCCUUGAUGUGUGAUCGGCUGGAAGAGGUCUUGGGCUGCUCACACCGAUCAAAGCAGCUCAUCGUGGGAAUCAUCGAUUCCCUGGUCUUCUGGGAAGGACGUGGCCUCUGGAAACAGGACCUCGGCACCCUCGACCUCGCGCAGGGCCGAGAGGUGCUCGCAGCCAUCCACCACCUGGGUGCCCACUACUUGGCGGGGGUCCGGUCUACCUUCCUGGGCCGCUGCGGCAGCUCCACCGGAGUGCUGGUGCUGGCAAGCUUGCUGGAGCUCUUCGAACAUGUUCUGCUGGCCACAAGGGAGGCCAAGCUAACCCAGGCCUUGGCCAAGAGCUCCGCCGAGGCCUCGGGGGUUCUGUGGGCCCUGCGCCCCUGGCAGAAGGAUGGCCGCCCUCCCGGCUUCGCGGAUCUCACGGCCUGGAUGCCCAUCACCUCCCCAGGCAUCCUAGAAGUGCGGCGUCGGAUCUGCCGGCAUCAGAAACCAAGCCAACCGGGCAGCUCCCACGCCUCCAUCUACAUGGAGGAUCCAUCGGUCCUUCUCUUCGGACCUCCAGAGCAUCAGGGCAGCGAGCUGUCUUCUGCAGAAGCCGUGGGGUGUGGCAAGGCCUUCACCGAGCUGGUGUCCCACCUUGUGUCCCUGCACAGUCUCAAGAAAGUGCCCAGCGAUUUGCCUGAAAUCGAGCGGCCUUAUCAGGACUGGGAGGUCCAAGUGGCCUGGGCCUUCGAUCGGGAGCUGGAUGCUGCCUGCCCAGAGUGGGCUCAGGCUCGGGACUUGAGCAUCUUCUUCCAGAUGCUUCUGGGCAGCGUGCCGGCCCUCUCCCAGUCUCCUGGCUAUGAGAAGUCCCUUGAGGGGCAGGGCACGGCCCCCGCCACGGAUCAGGUGCUCUCCGUGAGCAGCGUUGAGGAGUGCAGCUUCGCGCUGAGCCUCUUCAACCCACCCAGCAAGCUCACGGUGAAGGUCCUCCACAGCUGCACCAUUCCCUCGCGGCAUGCCAACUUCCUCCACCCACAGCCCUCGCUCACGCAUCCGAAGGUGCUUUGCCCCUCUUUGCCGUACCUUCGCUUCGGGGGAACCCUUGAGAACGAGAUCGCUUCGGCCGCCGUGCUCCCGGACUUUGACUUCUCACUGACACAGGCGCAAUCAGAGGCCCUCCUGAUGAUCCUCAACUGCCCGGGGCUCCGCAUCCCCAUGCUCCUCCAGUUCGUGGUGCCGAACCACGUCGCCCUCCUGCACCACCGCCAGUUCCAGCGGAUCUUCUUCGCCUGCCUCUUCGAGCCCGGGCCCUUUCCCAAGGAUGCCAUGGGGGACUCCAGGGAGUCCAAGGCUGCCAAAGAUGUCCAUCUCGACGCCCCUUGGGCCCCGAAGCCUCCCAAAGUGGAGGCGCUGGCGCAGGCCCGGGUCCCUUGCGAGUCGCUUGCCGUCGAGUAUGGUUGGCUGAGCACGGAGAUGGCCGCAAAGCCGCAGAGGUCUUAA
This is a messenger RNA of Symbiodinium natans, 2217 nucleotides long. The record is from the annotation of a GenBank genome assembly. Lineage: Eukaryota; Dinophyceae; Suessiales; Symbiodiniaceae.